Xenopus laevis (African clawed frog) is the source of this 2523-nucleotide messenger RNA. RefSeq names its product phosphatidylethanolamine binding protein 1, gene 2 S homeolog (gene pebp1.2.S). Gene Ontology annotation, biological process: negative regulation of MAPK cascade. The record is from RefSeq and is marked predicted. NCBI's taxonomy places the organism in Eukaryota, Metazoa, Chordata, Amphibia, Anura, Pipidae. Gene Ontology annotation, cellular component: cytoplasm.
GUCAGCUGCUGUCUCUGUUGGUGCUCAGCUGCCAGACAUGCCGGCGGACGUAUCCCAGUGGAGUGGGGCUCUAGCCCUAAAUGAGGUUGAUGAGAAGCCGGCGCAUCCGCUUGUAGUGAGAUAUGGCUCUCUGGGGAUAGACGAGUUGGGCCAAGUGCUGACACCCACCCAGGUUCAGAGCUGUCCAUCAAGCAUUGAGUGGGAAGGAAUGGAUAGCAACAAGCUUUAUACUUUGGUUCUCACUGAUCCGGAUGCACCAAGUAGAAAGAAUCCAAAAUUCAGGGAAUGGCAUCACUUCCUUGUAGUGAACAUGAGAGGAAAUGACAUCAAUAGCGGCUGUGUCUUAUCUGAUUACAUUGGCUCUGGUCCACCAAAAGGAAGUGGUCUGCAUCGCUAUGUCUGGCUGGUAUAUGAACAAAGCGAGGAGCUGAAGUGUAAGGAGAAAGUUUUAUGCAACCGCUCUGGGGAGCACAGAGGAAUGUUCAAGGUGGAGUCAUUUCGUCAGAAGUAUAAGCUGGGAAGCCCUGUUGCUGGGAAUUGCUACCAGGCAGAGUGGGAUGAUUACGUCCCCAAACUGUAUGAACAACUGUCUUCAUAAAAUACCUUGUUCUCAAAACAAUCCCACUGAAUGAAGGAAUGUUGCUAAACGAAGGAAAUAGUUACUCUUCCAUAAACCUAUAAUCACAUUUCAUUGCUUUAUUUACUCAGUACUGUAGUGCCAUGCUUACAAUAGCGACAUACAUUCUUAAUAACAUUCAACCCUACACACUGGAUGGGUUACAAUCCAACUGACAUGAGACUAAGUAUUCUUUGCAAUCCAACUGACAGACUCAGGGGCAAGGCCAGACAUGGCGUUUUUAAAAAAGCUCAGUCGGGAGUAAAUACGCCACUGAAACCACACGUGACCGUCAACAUACGUUUUUCAGUUUUCUUUUCCCAACAUGCAUUACUCAUUGUUCUCGUUCCCCAUAAUUCCACUGGCUGGAAAUAGAAAAGCUAUUUAGAAAAACUAUUUACAUGCAAAAUGGAGCAGGAAUGAUCAUCAAUACGCAACGUAAUUACGUCAGCGGCCGUAAAAACAUAUAUGCGUUAUUUAUCUCGCAAGAAUUUGGACGCCAUAUUUAAAAUACGCUGCGUAUUUACAUAAAGUGUGGUUUCCAACUUGCAAAGCCCAUAGAGUCUGUUGAUUUGGUAGUUUCUUGACAUAUUGGCAUUUCUGUGGCGGAUUUCAGCUUGAAAGCACCUUGUGAGAAUUGCCAUAGUGUGUUUUCUAUUAGUUUCAGUGGUAGUGCAGUUUAUGCGUAUUUACGGCCGACUGAGCUUUUUUUUUUAAGACGCAACAUAAAAACGCCAUGUUGGGCCUUGCCCUCAAGGUGGCCAUACAUGCACCAAUAUCAUCCUACGAAACAAAUUUUCAUACGAUAUUCGGUGCGUGUAUGGCGGCAGACGAGCCGACAGAUAUCGGCAGAAGACUUGGAUAUCGGUCGGCUUGUUAAUCGGCCCGGGUGGAAAUUUUUGAUCUGGUGCCUUUGAAGGCACCCGAACAUUGGCCAUUGUUAGUGCUGAAUCGUCAGAUACAGGUAUAAUUCUAUUGUUUCUACCUGUGUUGAAAUGAACAAUCUUUCUUGGAAAGAUCAUAAUUGUUAAGUCUAUGUCCACCUUAAGCAUUGCUCUUCUUUGCAUUCCAACUGACAUGAGAAUAAGGGGCCCAUUUACUUAGCUUGAGUGAAGGAAUAGAGGAAAAAUAGUUAGAAUUUCAAAUGUUUUUUUGGCUACUUCGACUUCAAACGAUUCGAACUAAAAAUCGUUCGACUAUUCGACCAUUCGAUAGUCGAAGUACUGUCUCUUUAAGAAAAAACUUCGACCCCCCAGUUCACGACCUAAAAGCUACCGAAGUCAAUGUUAGCCUAUGGGGAAGGUCCCCAUAGGCUUUGCUAGCUUUUUUAGGUUGAAGAAAAAUCGUUCGAUCGAUGGAUUAAAAUCCUUCUAAUCGAACGAUCGAACGAAUAGCGCUAAGUCCUUUGACUUCGAUAUUCGAAGUAUUUAACUCCGACAGCCGAAUAUCGAGGGUUAAUUAACCCUCGAUAUUCGACCCUAAGUAAAUUUGCCCCUAAGUAUUGAUCGUCUUUGCAAUCCAACUGACAUGAGACCACAACCUCAAAUAAGUGAGUGGGGAAUGAAAUGCAGUUGUUCAUUCAGGAACAUCAAACCUGUCGCUAUGUUAUUAUGAAUAUAUAUUAUUUUGUCCAGUUAAAAUUUCAGCGAUUAGAACUAUGUAGCAGCAUUAUGUAUUUUCUUUCAAAAUGCAAUGUCUAGCAACGAUGGCAGCACCUUUCAAUAAAUAUGAAGUUAUGACAUUGUAUGCUUUAUGUUCCAAAGUAUUCAUUUAAGUAACUGUACACAUAUAUAUGAAAUAAAUAGAAUAAAUUCCAAGGCGGACACUGAAGAAUUAUUACUUUUGUGUACAAAACUGGUUCUGUUUAAUUUACUGUAAUUCCGUUUUAAUAAAACUGCUGUAAAAGU